AUGGCUUGCAACGUGGACACAGCCGUCACAACCUUUCGAAAAGGCCUUAUGGUAGAAUUUGACCUUUAUAAAGAGCUAACUAAAUAUCAUUGCAGAACAAUGGAGGAUGUUCUUGCCAAAGCACGGGCUCAAAUCAAAUGGGAGGAAUAUGAGUCUAACAGAUCCAGACCAUUUCAAGGUGGUGGAAGAGCUUCACCCCAACGAUCUCGUGAUUUUCAAGAGAGAGGACAAUCAUCCCAAAGGUUUAGAAACUACCAAGACAAAGCACCAAUUCUGGAGGAUACUCUAACUAUAGACCAUGUUAAAAUGGUUGCUGUGAUGAAAGGCAUGGAAAAUAAAGUCAAGUGGGCUAGAAAGAUUCAAAAGCCAGAAGCUCUGAAGGAUAUGACCAAAUGGUGUGAAUUUCAUAGCGAUCACGGAAACACCACAACUGAAUGUAUAGCACUCAAGUUUGAAGUUGCAGGACUCCUCCGCCGAGGACAACUACGCGAUUUCCUUUCUAAUAAAGGAGGAUUAGAAGUUGGUGGUAUUACAUAUUCGGUAGCUAAACGUCAUGCACGUGAACCAGUCAACAACCAAGGAAAGCCUAGAAAGCCAGAGACAGUCGCUGGACAGACCAUCAGCUUUGUCAACGAUGAAGCUACAGAUUUGCUCCACCCUCAUCAUGAUGAUUUAGUCAUUUCAUUAUAUAUUGCAAAUUGUUUCAUUAAACGUGUAUUGAUCGAUAAUGGAAGUUCUGCUAACAUUUUAUUUCUCAAUGUUCUCAGGGACAUGAAAGUUGAUGAGUCAACAAUCAUCGGAAAAUAUACAGUCCUUAUCGGGUUCAGUGGUGAGCAGAAGCACUCAAUUGGAGAGAUCAACUUGCAUGUUUGGGCAGAAGGAGUAAACCUCCAUACCAAGUUCAUUAUUGUUGACUGCCCUUCUUCAUACAAUGCCAUCCUUGGCCAACCAUGGAUCCAUGAGAUGGAAGUUGUGCCAUCCACAUACCACCAAGUGAUCAAAUUUUCAACACCAUGGGGAUUAAAGCAGAUAUUGCGGGCACAAAAAAGAGCACGAGACUAUCAUUAG
Humulus lupulus (European hop) is the source of this 1068-nucleotide messenger RNA. RefSeq lists its product as uncharacterized. Lineage: Eukaryota; Viridiplantae; Streptophyta; Magnoliopsida; Rosales; Cannabaceae. The transcript has 3 exons. Bases 1 to 1068 code for a protein of 355 amino acids. The record is from RefSeq and is a predicted model, not a curated record.